Molecule: messenger RNA, 3781 nt
Organism: Pogona vitticeps (central bearded dragon)
Lineage: Eukaryota; Metazoa; Chordata; Lepidosauria; Squamata; Agamidae
Gene: CLPX
Product: caseinolytic mitochondrial matrix peptidase chaperone subunit X
Biological process (GO): protein folding
Cellular component (GO): mitochondrial matrix
Molecular function (GO): zinc ion binding; ATP hydrolysis activity; ATP binding
Source: RefSeq, a predicted model, not a curated record
GGGAGGGGGUGCAAAGAAGAAGCCUGUGACGUCAGAGAGGGCGUCGAGCGCUGAGGUGACGGACGGCCGGGGAGCGAAGAGAAGGCCGAGGAGCGGCUUGUUUAUUCGACGCGGGCCUUUCUCUCUCUCUCUCCUGAGGGAAAGGAGGGCGCGCCGCCAUGGCUGCCUGUAACACCUGCGCAGCGGCAGCGCGGCUCCUGAGCUCUUCUCUGCCGUCGGCCCGCCGAGGUAUCACAUGUGGCCGUUCCUGCCUUCCUGUUUUAGGAAUAAUUGGAACUUUUGAAGCCCAGUCUCUAAGACCUAUUCCCUUUAGAACAUUUUCAGAGACAGCAGUGUACUUUGCAUCAAAAGAUGGUGCAAGCAAAGAUGGUUCAGGAGAUGGCGGUAAGAAAACUCCAGGGGAAGGCAACAGUAAAAAAGCAAGUUCUGGAAGUUCUGGCAAAGGUGGAAACCAGCUGCGUUGCCCAAAGUGUGGUGACUUGUGCACACACGUGGAGACUUUUGUGUCUUCCACCCGUUUCGUGAAAUGUGAAAAAUGCCACCACUUCUUCGUUGUAUUGUCAGAAGCAGACUCCAAGAAAAGCAUUGUUAAAGAGCCAGAGUCAGCAGCUGAAGCGGUGAAGUUAGCUUUCCAAAAGAAGCCACCGCCUCCACCCAAAAAAAUCUAUAACUACCUCGACAGAUACGUUGUUGGCCAGUGUUUUGCCAAGAAGGUGCUUUCGGUUGCUGUGUAUAAUCAUUACAAGAGAAUCUAUAACAAUAUCCCUGCCAAUUUGAGACAACAAGCUGAAGUUGAAAAGCAAAUGUCUUUAACACCAAGAGAAUUAGAAAUCAGAAGACGGGAGGAUGAGUACAGAUUUACAAAACUUCUUCAGAUUGCUGGUAUUAGCCCCCAUGGCAAUGCACUAGGAGCAUCAGUGCAGCAGCAGGUGAAUCAACAGAUGCCCCAGGAGAAGCGGGGAGGUGAAGUAUUAGAUUCAGCCCAUGAUGACAUCAAGCUUGAAAAAAGUAACAUUUUGCUGCUGGGACCAACUGGCUCAGGUAAAACCCUACUUGCUCAGACUUUGGCAAAAUGCCUGGAUGUUCCUUUUGCAAUCUGUGAUUGUACCACUUUGACUCAAGCUGGCUACGUGGGUGAAGAUAUCGAGUCUGUUAUUGCAAAACUACUACAGGAUGCAAACUAUAAUGUAGAAAAAGCUCAGCAAGGAAUUGUCUUCUUGGAUGAGGUCGAUAAGAUUGGCAGUGUACCAGGCAUUCAUCAGUUGCGGGAUGUAGGAGGAGAAGGUGUUCAGCAAGGCUUGUUAAAGUUACUAGAAGGUACAAUAGUGAAUGUUCCAGAAAAGAAUUCCCGCAAAUUACGUGGUGAGACUGUGCAGGUUGAUACAACCAAUGUUCUCUUCGUAGCUUCUGGUGCUUUUAAUGGUCUCGAUAGAAUCAUUAGUCGGAGGAAAAAUGAAAAGUAUCUUGGUUUUGGAACGCCCUCAAAUCUGGGGAAAGGCCGAAGAGCUGCGGCAGCUGCAGACCUGGCUAAUCUAGGUGGAGAUUCCAGCUCGCAGCAGGAUAUGGAAGAAAAAGACCGCUUGCUUCGGCAUGUGGAAGCCCGAGACCUGAUUGAAUUUGGCAUGAUCCCUGAGUUUGUUGGACGCUUGCCAGUGGUGGUUCCCCUGCAUAGUCUCGAUGAGAAGAUCCUUGUACGGAUUCUAACUGAGCCCAGGAAUGCUGUGAUUCCACAGUAUCAGGCAUUAUUCAGCAUGGACAAGUGUGAAUUGAAUGUUACUGAGGAUGCCCUGAAGGCUAUAGCAAGACUGGCUCUAGAACGCAAGACCGGCGCUAGAGGUCUUCGCUCUAUAAUGGAGAAAUUACUGCUGGAACCAAUGUUUGAAGUACCCAAUUCUGACAUUGUAGGUGUAGAGGUUGACAAAGAUGUUGUGGAAGGCAAAAAAGAACCAGGAUAUGUCAGGGCUCCAACUAAAGAGUCUUCUGAAGAAGAAUACGAUUCAGGAGUAGAAGAAGAGAGUUGGACUCGACAAGCAGAUGCAGCAAACAAUUAAAUAAUAUCAGAUUGUUCUGCAGAAAAUGCACUUAAUGUUUUUAUUUUGAGACCACACUUGACUUUGCCACCUAUUAAUAACAUUGGAUCUCUCUUGAAUAGAAUACAUGAUCAAGAAAUGGCAGCGUUAAUGGAAAACAGAUCAUGUAUUUUUUUGUAACAUCACAUUGAUUUGUUCAGUGGACUUGGAUUUCAGCGACAUAAUAUUCAGAAAUGAAUUGUAUAUUACACUUCGUUCAGUUUUGAAAAACAAAGUUACUUUUUUUACUGCUGAGAUUAAGCAGGGCGGAGGUCUUUGCAUAAACACUUCCUCUUUUGCAAGAUUCACCUUUCUCCCUUUGACUGUCUUGGGGGAGACAUUUUAUACUGAAGGUGCUGCAGAGAUGAGGCACUUAAUACUCAUGUGUGCAGGUGUGAUCUGUAGCAAAUUCUCCAGCCCUAAUGGAAGCUCGCUGUGAAUUACUGGUGCAGAUUAUUAGAUGACUCCAGCAAUACUCCAUUGGGACCUCGUCUCAGUCAAGUGGAACUAGCACCCUUUGGAGAAAUGCAAACAGACCAUCUCCUAAGUAACAAUAAUAUAGCCAUGUAGGCUAUGUUUUGACUAUAUAAAGAGCAGACACUGAGAACGUGAGUAUUUUGCACAGCAACCUCUCAUUUGCUGUCUGACAUUACUGCAUUACAAGGACUGGGGAGGUCCUUUUUCAGUCCCAAACUAUGAUGGCUGGAAACAGCGAUGAACAGUGUGGAAAAGGGAAGAUUUCUAAGGGGUUUAGAGAAUGCCACCCCUCAGAAGCCCCUUUUUCGUACUUAAAGGGUUCCCAAAUAACUUUCAGCUCAGUCCUAAUUUUUUUUCAGUUCUACAAUGCAGUAUAGCUGUUGUCAGUAGCUACACAAUUUUAUAGUAAUAACAUUCUAUACAAAUUGGGCCUGGAAAUAAAUAUAUAUAAAAAUAAAGAUUCACUAUUUUGAAUAUCUUUCCUUCCUUCAGUUUGAAGAUCUUUCAGUAUGUGUUAAAUAUAUCUGCUUUAAAUGCAGUGAGAGCUAGAGGUACCUGUUACAUUUAUUAUGGAAACUGCCCUUAGAAACUGGAUAUCAGAGGGUUAAAAGGGAUAAUACAGUACUUCCUGGUGCACAAACUCCAUAGGAGGCAGAUUACAACCAGCAGAACUGCUCUAGAGAUAAACAGGUUCUGAAUUAGUGCCCUGUUUCAGAGCUGUUGUCCCACAUAAUGCAGUGCAUUAAAUAACUGGAUGUAAUUCCAAAGAUUUCAUUAAUAUUUACUUACUUAAAUAUUACACACACAAAAAUAUUAUGAGAACAGGUAAACAAGCAACUUGUCAUACCUUUCUUGGAGGAAAUAGACAAAAUAUUUGAAAUUCUGUACCAGUAUUUUAAUAUAGUACAUUUUAUUGAACAUACUGGAACCCUCAUGCAUCAGUUUUUUUGGUGCCAGAUAUUUUUCCCAGCCUACCUGAUUACAUUAAGAGGCACAAGGAAGUAAUGUGUAGUCGUAUAAUUUUCAAGUAAUCAGUAGCUACUGUUUGCACAAAUUUCUUAUUUUAAGUUAUAAGCUUAAAUGCUGCUCCCACGUCUUGUUAAUUUUAACUUCUAGCAAAGCAGAAAACAUUCUGCUUUAACAGAGAUCCUUGGAUCUUUUAGCGGAGUAUUUGUAAAACCCCAAAAGGACUUGUAUGUUUUUUGAUUUCUGGAAUUAAAAUCAAUAUAUGCUUA